GGAUUAGGGUGUUUAAUCGAAGACCUAAGCGAGAGGCGUACGCCGCUAUUUAUGGUGCUUACGCAACUCUCGUCGCCUCCGCUACCAUUCUCACAUCCUUUCCGGCGAUUUGAAUUGGAAGUGGAGGCAAUAGUUCUAGUUUCUGCACAUCAUCCCGGAAGGAAACAUGUCGGACGAGGAGCAUCAUUUUGAGUCGAAGGCGGACGCUGGGGCAUCCAAGACCUUCCCACAGCAAGCCGGUACCAUCCGCAAGAAUGGGUACAUCGUAAUCAAGGGAAGAGCGUGCAAGGUUGUAGAGGUUUCAACUUCUAAGACUGGAAAACAUGGUCAUGCUAAAUGCCACUUUGUGGCUAUUGAUAUCUUCAAUGCCAAAAAACUUGAAGAUAUUGUCCCUUCUUCUCAUAACUGUGAUGUUCCUCAUGUCAAUCGUACUGAUUAUCAACUUAUUGACAUCUCUGAGGAUGGAUUUAUUAGUCUGUUGACUGACAAUGGAAGCACCAAAGAUGACUUGAGACUCCCAACUGAUGAAACUUUACUUGCUCAGAUCAAAGAUGGUUUUGCAGAAGGGAAGGAUCUGGUGGUGACUGUCAUGUCUGCGAUGGGUGAAGAGCAGAUCUGUGCGUUGAAGGACGUUGGUCCCAAGUAGAUCUCAUUUUAUAGCAGCUGCUCCUGCAUUUUAGCAGUUGCUAUUGUGAGCAAUGAGCGUAGUAUUGGGGGAUAAACAAACACCUAUUUAUUGUAAGGAUUUUAAUUCGUUCUAUCUUGUCUUUUCGACUUUGGUACCUUAAAUUCGCAUCAGAACAUUUGGAGAUAAAUAAAGCCAUGCUUGAAUUAUCAUUUCUUAUCUAA
Messenger RNA from Zingiber officinale, 849 nucleotides. RefSeq names its product eukaryotic translation initiation factor 5A-2-like. Lineage: Eukaryota; Viridiplantae; Streptophyta; Magnoliopsida; Zingiberales; Zingiberaceae. Gene Ontology annotation, biological process: positive regulation of translational elongation; positive regulation of translational termination. The record is from RefSeq and is a predicted model, not a curated record. Gene Ontology annotation, molecular function: ribosome binding; translation elongation factor activity; RNA binding. The coding region runs from base 167 to 646 and encodes 159 amino acids. The transcript is spliced from 6 exons.